Molecule: messenger RNA, 1202 nt
Organism: Musca vetustissima
Lineage: Eukaryota; Metazoa; Arthropoda; Insecta; Diptera; Muscidae
Product: adenosine kinase-like
Exons: 4
Coding region: 6-1202 (398 amino acids)
Biological process (GO): purine ribonucleoside salvage
Cellular component (GO): cytosol; nucleus
Molecular function (GO): adenosine kinase activity
Source: RefSeq, a predicted model, not a curated record
AAUUAAUGCAAAUUAAAGCUGUGAGAUUAACAAAGAAAUUACCUUUACCCUCAUCAUCGCCCCACAUUUUAAGCAUGGAUUAUUUACAAAGCCUGUAUGCCCGCAUUAUGGGUAUUAAUUUUCAAGAGAUUGGUUCUUUGGGCUUCUCAUCCAAUGACUCCAUACCACGCAAAGUUGUUGCCUUUGGCAAUGUUCUACUCGACCAGACGGCCCAUUUGACAGACACCCAAUUGUUGGAACGUUACAAAUUAUCUUUAAAUACUAGAGCAGAAUUAGAUGUGGAGACCUUAACGAAGGUGACGACCGAAGCCAUUAGCAACAAUAACAACCAACAUGAGGAUCCCCAUCUGGGCGGUUCGGCCUUAAACACAGUGCGUAUACUCAAACGUUUGGGCACUGAGCCAAUGUUUUUUGGUGCCGUCGGUGAUGAUAAACAUUCCGUAAUUGUUGAGGAUCUAUUGAAAAAGGAUGGCAUGGAUAAUAUUAAUUACAGAUUGCAAAAGGUAGCCGAUACACCUACGGGCCGUUGUAUUUGUUUGGUACACAAAGAUUCAUUGGCGUUGUACGCCAAUAUUGCAGCUUCGGCGAAAUUCUCUGAGAACUUUUUGAGAAAAAUUGAACAAGACGAGAAGGCGUUUUUCCUACGCAAUGCCGGCAAUAAACAGAUCUUCUAUAUCGAAGGCUUCUUUGUGCCGCAGCGAGAGGAGGUGGUGACCUAUGUGGUACGCAACUAUAUUCGUGGUAGACGACGUCUGGCACUGAAUCUAAGUGCUCCCUAUAUUGUCGAAACGAAUUACGAACAAAUGUUGUAUUUGGUCAAGAAUGCAUUUUUCAUAUUUGGCAACCGAGAUGAAUUUGAAACAUUCCGCAAAUGUUGGGGUGCCCAAAGUAUUGAUGAUUUAGCUCUGGAUCUGCUCAAAGAAAGUUCAACACCGAAAAUACUAAUAAUGACCAAAGGAGCUGAGGGAGUAACUCUGAUAACAAACUAUGAGGACGAAUUCUCAUCACCUGGCGAGAUACGUUUUGAGAACUUCAAUGUACCGCGUGUUGAAAAUAUUGUCGAUACGACGGGUUGUGGUGAUGCUUUUGCUGCUGCAUUCCUACAUGCCUGGUUGGAGAAACGUCCUUUGUGUGAAUGUGUUCGAAUGGCUGGUGAUGUUGCGGCCAAAGUGGCAACACAAAUUGGUUGUAAUUUACCCUAA